AUGGCUGAUGUUACCAAAAUGUAUAAAGGGAAGAGAUCCCAAAUGCACCUGCAGAAUCGUCCCGAGACGGGUCUCAAUGUGAACUGUGUGGACCCUCUGGGAAGGUCGGCUCUGCUGAUGGCUAUCGACAACGAGAAUCUGGAGAUGGUGGAGUUACUGAUAGAACAUCAUGUGGACACCAAGGAUGCAUUGUUGCACGCCAUCUCAGAGGAAUACGUUGAGGCCGUCGAAUUGCUUCUAGAACACGAAGAAGCGCAUCACAUUCCCGGAGAACCCCAUAGCUGGGAAGCAGUGGACAGAGACUCCUCCACUUUCACACCGGACAUUACUCCUCUCAUCCUGGCUGCUCACCGGGACAAUUAUGAAAUCAUCAAAAUCCUGCUGGACAGAGGAGCCACUCUGCCAGCACCUCAUGACAUUCGUUGCGCAUGCGCCGAUUGCGUCCGAUCCUGUUCUGACGACUCCCUCAACCAUUCUCGGUCCCGGAUCAACGCUUACCGCGCCCUCGCCUCCCCCAGCUUGAUGGCCCUCUCCUCUAAAGACCCCAUUCUCACGGCCUUUGAGCUGAGCUUCGAACUGAGGAGACUCAGCUUCCUGGAGCACGAAUACAAGGUCGAAUAUAUAGAGCUUCGAAAGCAAUGCCAAGAGUUCGCGACUGCGCUCUUGGACCACACGAGGAGCUCCUACGAGUUGGAGGUACUUCUGAACUACGACCCGUCGGGCCCCGUCUUCGAGCCGGGCGACAGGAUGCUGCUCAGCAGGCUCAAGCUGGCCAUCAAGCACAAGCAGAAGAAGUUCUGCGCCCAUCCCAACGUCCAGCAGCUUCUGGCGUCCAUCUGGUACGAUGGCGUGCCUGGCUUCCGUCGCAAAAACAUCGUGCUGCAAUGCCUGGAGAUCUGCCGCAUCGGGAUGUUCUUCCCCGUCUACUCCGUCUUUUACAUCCUGGCGCCGCAUUCCACAGCCGGCAGAACGCUCAGGAAGCCCUUCAUCAAAUUCAUCUGCCACUCUGCGUCAUACGUCACUUUCCUAUUCUUGCUGAUUCUGGCGUCACAGCGUAUCGAAACUGUCCUCGUAGAUUGGUUCGGGACAGACGAGAUGAAGAAAAAGAUUAAAUCCAACGUCACGACAAAGCGCGGAGCGCCACCUAGUGUCGUGGAAUGGAUGAUCUUAGCGUGGGUUAUGGGUUUGAUCUGGAGCGAGAUAAAGCAGCUUUGGGAACUGGGGCUGAUGGAAUAUGUAGCCGAUAUGUGGAACAUUAUUGACUUCAUCACCAAUUCCCUUUACGUUGCAACAAUAGCUCUCAGAAUUGUCGCGUAUUUUCAGGUGCGCAAGGAGAUCAUGCUGAACACGGGAACAGCGCACUUGCCUCGAGAGAAGUGGGAUGCCUGGGACCCGAUCCUAAUCGCCGAGGGGCUCUUCGCAACAGCCAACAUCUUCAGUUCCUUGAAGCUGGUGUACAUUUUCUCGGUGAACCCCCACUUGGGUCCCCUUCAGAUCUGCCUGGGCAGGAUGGUGAUUGAUAUUGUCAAGUUCUUCUUCGUGUAUACCCUGGUGCUGUUCGCCUUCGCUUGCGGCAUGAACCAGCUCUUGUGGUACUACUCCGACAUGGAGAAGAGGGUGUGCUUCUCAAAUCAGGAUUCAAUAACCGUCCAGCAGGGAGCGUGCCAUAACUGGAGGAGAUUCUCCAAUCUGUUCGAGUCUUCCCAGACGCUGUUCUGGGCGAGCUUUGGCCUCAUUGACUUGGACAGCUUCGAACUGACGGGCAUCCAAACCUACACGCGUUUCUGGGGCCUCCUCAUGUUCGGAUCCUAUUGUGUCAUCAAUGUGGUAGUACUGCUCAACCUGCUCAUAGCCAUGAUGAAUCACUCCUACCAGAUGAUAUCGGAGCAGGCGGACACCGAGUGGAAGUUCGCCCGCUGCAAGCUCUGGAUGAGCUGCUUCGAAGACGGUGGGACGGUGCCCCCUCCACUCAACAUCAUCCCCACCCCCAAGAGCGUUUACUAUUUCCUCCGCUGGAUCUUUCGCAAGUUCCACUCGAAUUCGCGAGCUGCCCGCAAGGAACAUCUCAGGACCAUUAGGAAACGUGCGAAACAAGCCAGUGAAAGAGACUUUCAAUAUCAAAACAUCAUGCGAAAUUUGGUGAGGCGGUACGUGACAGAAGAGCAGCGCAAGGCGGACAACCAAGGAGUGACAGAGGAUGAUGUGAAUGAGAUAAAACAGGAUAUCUCAUCCUUCCGAUACGAGCUCACCGAGAUCCUACAGAACAGUGGAUUCAACACCUCCGCUUCCAAAGGACAAACACAGAAAUCCGGGGGAAAGAAAGGCCGGCAGAAAGAGAGACGCCUGAUGAAGGGGUUCGACAUCGGCCUUGUCGAGAGUUCGAUUCAGACCACCCCAGAGGCCAGCGUCGACGAUACUAAUCACGGCCGACACUCCCCUCCCGGUGCAAAACUGGCGAAAAUCGCAAGGCUCGCUACCCGAAAGAAGAAGCAGGGUCGCUGGGGCCAUCUCGUGGAGGCCACGCGGCACGCCAGGGCUGCUUUCUCCAGGAGUCGAUCCGAGGACUCUCUCAGCAGCAACGGGUCCAGCCCCAAUGGAUCCAGCUGCAGCAGUGGCAAUGGAGGAGAAAAUAGUCCUCAAGUGGAAUUACCCGUCAUCAAGAGAUCUUUGUUCGCGCGAAAACUUGGUAACCUGGCUCUCAGCACGUCCAAACUAAGGCUGGCCUUUAUGGAUUCGGAUAAGUCCAGCAUGGAAGGCCCAAAAAAUCGUGUGGCAGACUCCAGUGCAGACAGGACUCAAGCCCAGAGAACUGUGAGUGCGCCAUUUGGCCAGUGGCUGAGCACGUCCAUGGACCAUUUGGCCAAGAGAGCGUCGCCAAAUCUCAGUCGGCAGCAAUGUCUGACACCUGCUAGGAGCCUCUCCCCUAUUCCUAGUUGUGCGAGUUCCAAUGUGCCUACUCCCAGGAGUUCCAUUACAGGACAGCCAGACCCAGUUGGGUCGCAGAAAGAUUCUGCACCUGGCAGUCCAGCCCCGCAAGAGAAAAUGGGCCGGGAGUAUGGCAUUGAAACUGUGACUUAUCCAUCCACGGCUGGGUGGAUAUGAAAAACCUAGCAAUAACUACUCGCUAGUCCAAAACACAAAAACCGGUGCUUGAACUCUUGUGCUAUUUAUUAAUUGCGGAGUUAGAAUAUGGAAAUGAAUUCUCCAUUACAAUGGUAGUUAUUUUAUAUGGGAAUCUAUUGAACCGAUUGUAGAAUUCGCGAUCUUCAUAUUUCAUAUAUUGGACUAAACUUUGUAAGGAAAAGUAUUUAAAGGGGAAAAAAACUAAUGUUCAUGGAAGAAAAGCAUAAAACAUUUUAUUAUUCAUGAGAUUACAUAUCCAAACGUAAUUCGCGUCAUGUACAAUGUUUUAUGCGAUUGCAUUUAUUUGUCUAGACUAUGGUAAAAUAAGUAUUUAUUAAAUCAAAAUUUGCAUGGACAUUUUUUUUUACAAAGUUCUAUGUAAUUUCCGUUUUUAAUUUUUUUCCAAAUUAACUUCUUGUGUCGAAAAUGUACGAAAUGAUUUAGCAGUUAAUUGCUUUUUGUGAUGAUAGUCAAGCACUGUUCAAUGAAUUGCAUGAUAGUUUCUGUUAAUUUAUCAUUGAUGUUUCUGAAAUUGAUAUUACCAUGCUAAUUUAUUCAUCUUAUCA
Molecule: messenger RNA, 3689 nt
Organism: Argiope bruennichi
Lineage: Eukaryota; Metazoa; Arthropoda; Arachnida; Araneae; Araneidae
Product: transient receptor potential-gamma protein-like
Exons: 14
Coding region: 1-3102 (1033 amino acids)
Biological process (GO): manganese ion transport; calcium ion transmembrane transport; regulation of cytosolic calcium ion concentration
Cellular component (GO): membrane; cation channel complex
Molecular function (GO): store-operated calcium channel activity; protein binding; inositol 1,4,5 trisphosphate binding
Source: RefSeq, a predicted model, not a curated record